AUGUACUUUACUAAGGGGUUUCUCCUUCUACACACAUUGCUUGCAUUCUUUAUUCCCCAGUUUGACACUUUACAAGACACCUUAACCAUCAGCAACCCCAUCAGAGAUGGUGACCUUUUAGUCUCUAAAAGAGAAACGUUUGCACUCGGUUUCUUUAGUCCCGGAGAGUCCACCAACCGCUAUGUUGGCAUUUGGUUUUAUAAAGCUCCAGAACAACCCGUGGUAUGGGUUGCAAACAGAGACAAUCCUAUCACUGAUAAUUCGGGGGUUCUCUCAAUUGAUCUUCAUAGAAACCUAGUGCUCUAUGGCGAGGACAAAAAACAACCCAUUUGGUCCACAAAUAUUGUCACAAAAUCAAACAACAAAACUACUCUUGCUCAGCUCAAUCAUUCAGGAAAUCUAGUCUUGUUUAUUAAUGAAACAAGUGACGUACUAUGGCAAAGCUUUGACAAUCCAACUGAUACAUUUCUUCCAAGCAUGAAACUUGGAUUGGAUCGAAAGACCGGUCUAAAUCGAAUACUAACAUCCUGGAAGUCCAAAGAUGAUCCAGGAAUUGGGAAUUGCUCCUUCAUUCUCAAUACCAAUAGCUCCUCCCCAGAGUUGUUUUUGUAUAAAGGUAACACUUUGUGGUGGCGUUCUGGUCAUUGGAAUGGUAUUGGAUGGAGUGGAAUACCAACAUUGUCAAGUAAUGAUUCGGUCAUGAAUUUCAAAUUAUUUAACAACCAUUAUGAGACUUCUACAAUUUGGGGUUUACGUUACCCAGGCGCAUCAUUAUUCUCAAGAUUAGUGGUGAAUGGAUCUGGAUCAAUUCAACGCUCUGUAAGUGCAAUUUCAGAUCAAGAGUGGGACAUUCUUGGGGCACUGCCAUUAGACCGGUGUGACAAUUAUGGGAAGUGUGGUGCAUUUGGUAUGUGUCAAGUUCAAAAUGGUACUGAAUUUGAGUGCACUUGUCUACCUGGGUUCGAACCAAGAUCACUAAGUGAAUGGUCUGCGAGAAAUGCGACGAGUGGGUGUGUGAAGAAGCAUGGAAGGGCAUCCGUUUGCAAGAGUGGUGAAGAGUUUGUGAAGGUGGAAAAUGUGAAGCUUCCAGAUAGUUCAUUUGCACGAGUCGAUGAGAAGCUGAGUUUGAAGGAGUGUGAGCGACGAUGCUUGGAGAAUUGUUCUUGCACGGCGUAUGGAGGAGUAGAUGUGAAGGAGGAAGUUGGAUGCAUGAGAUGGUAUGGUGAAUUGAUGGAUACAAGAGUGUUGGAUGGAGGCCAAAAUUUGUAUGUACGUGUUGCUGCCUUUGAGUUAGAGAAGAGGCUAAGCAUUGACUCCAAUUUACCAAGCUUCGAAGACUCUCCAAGUAGAAGUGAAUUUGAUGGAUCUAAAAGCAAUUCAAAUUUUCCAAUAUUUGAUUUGAAGACCAUUAUUGCAGCCACAGAUAACUUCUCUGCUGCUAAUGAGCUUGGCAAAGGUGGUUUUGGCUCAGUUUAUAAGGGUUUGCUACAAAAUAGAAUGGAAAUAGCAGUAAAAAGAUUAUCAAAAUACUCAGGACAAGGAGUAGAACAAUUCAAAAAUGAAGUUGCACUAAUUGCUAAACUCCAACAUAGGAACCUCGUGAGAAUCUUAGGUUGUUGCAUUCAAGCAGAAGAGAAGAUGUUAAUCUACGAGUACUUGCCUAAUAAAAGCUUAGACUCUUUUAUUUUUGAUGAAACAAAAAGGUCAUGUUUAGAUUGGGGAAAGCGAUUUGAGAUUAUUUGUGGAAUUGCUCGAGGGAUCUUAUAUCUUCAUCAAGACUCAAGAUUAAGAAUUAUCCAUAGAGAUUUAAAGGCCAGCAAUAUUUUACUUGACAAUACUCUGAAUCCAAAAAUUUCAGAUUUUGGUAUGGCUAGAAUUGUUGGAGGUGACCAAAUUGAAGUUAAUACAAAUCGUGUUGUUGGAACAUAUGGUUAUAUGUCACCAGAGUAUGCAAUGCAAGGAAUAUUUUCAAUAAAAUCAGAUGUAUAUAGCUUCGGAGUGUUGCUACUAGAGAUAAUUGUUGGUAAAAAGAAUGGUACUUAUUACCAUAAUGGUCCCUCUGCAUAUUUGAUUGAACAUGUUUGGGACCUAUGGAGAGAAGGAAAAGUAAUGGAAAUUGUGGAUGCAUUACUAGGUGAGACAUAUCCUGCUAAUGAAGUUUUGAAAUGCAUUCAAAUCGGACUUUUGUGUGUGCAAGAACAUGCAAGAGAUCGGCCAACCAUGUUAACAGUUGUUUUCAUGUUGGGUAAUGACACAACUCUUCCUUCUCCAAAACAACCAGCAUUUAUUUCGACAAGUGCUAACAAUAGUAGAGACAUGAUAACAUCAGAAAAUGAAAUAUCAAUUUCUGAAAUUGAUGGUCGUUAA
Molecule: messenger RNA, 2367 nt
Organism: Quercus lobata
Lineage: Eukaryota; Viridiplantae; Streptophyta; Magnoliopsida; Fagales; Fagaceae
Product: G-type lectin S-receptor-like serine/threonine-protein kinase RKS1
Exons: 6
Coding region: 1-2367 (788 amino acids)
Biological process (GO): recognition of pollen; protein phosphorylation
Cellular component (GO): plasma membrane
Molecular function (GO): ATP binding; protein serine/threonine kinase activity
Source: RefSeq, a predicted model, not a curated record